This is a messenger RNA of Dictyostelium purpureum, 3156 nucleotides long. RefSeq lists its product as uncharacterized. The transcript is spliced from 4 exons. Gene Ontology annotation, biological process: vesicle-mediated transport; endosome organization; organelle fusion. Gene Ontology annotation, cellular component: endosome; HOPS complex. Gene Ontology annotation, molecular function: protein-macromolecule adaptor activity. Bases 1 to 3111 code for a protein of 1036 amino acids. The record is from RefSeq and is a predicted model, not a curated record. Lineage: Eukaryota; Evosea; Eumycetozoa; Dictyosteliales; Dictyosteliaceae.
AUGUCACUUAAUUUUUCCAACACUCAUAUAUUGAGUGAUAAUAUUGGAAGUGAUUAUACAGAUGAUUUUAAUUUAAAUACAAUUAACACUAUCAAUAAUAAUAAUAACAAUAAUAAUAAUAAUUUGAAUUUCGAUAGCAAUGAGGAGCCAAUGUUUUUUGUAGAUAAUGUCUCUUUUAAACCAUCAGAACCACUUAGAUCAGUAGCAGUAUGCAAUGGUAUUCUUGUUAUGACCACCAGAUCAAAUAUUUCACGUUUAGAUUUAAGAGAUCCAAAUCCAGAAAUUGAAGAAAUUAGAAUGACAGGUGAAAUUUAUAAAACAUUUUUGGAUCCAACAGGUAAUCAUCUUUUAAUUUGUAUGUUAAAUGAAGAAAUUCAUUAUCUUCAUGCACAUUCAACUUCAAGAAAACCAAAAUUACAAAAGUGGAAGGUAGAAUUAAUUGAGUCUGUUGCAUGGGAUAAUUCAUCACCAGAUAGAGCAAAUACACAAAAUAUCCUUCUUGGUUCAAAUAAAGGUAGAAUCUAUGAAACCGUUGUUAGUAAUGUCGAAAAAAGUAUUAUUUCAUUUUCAGCAAGUGCACCAUUAUAUAAAUUAUUACACUCAUUUGAAGAAAAUGAGCCAAUUUCAGGUAUGAGUUUAGAGAAAACACAAAAUAAAAACUUUUUAAUGGUAUCAACUCCAACAAGAUUAUAUUAUUUUUCACAAACUGGCACAUAUGAUCAAUUAUUCGAUAGAUCAAGAGUUAACUUUGACAUUAUACCAGAAGAUCCUAAUAUUCCAGCAACAAGAGCAUGUGGUGAAAUUAGAACAUUCGCAAAACAAAAUGGAGCUUUACCCCAAUCAUAUGCAUGGUUAGUUAGUUCAGGUAUUCACUAUGGAGAUUUAGUUUAUAAAGAAAAAGAGAAAUUUACAACAUCAUCAAUGAUGUUACAUUUUAGUCAAGAAAGUAAUAACAACAAUAAUAAUAAUAAUAAUAAUAAUAAUAAUAAUGGCGAUGAUCAAUCUACAUUACCACCAUAUCCACCAGUUUCAUUUGCACUUACAGAGUUUCAUUUCCUUUUACUUUAUGACGAUAGACUUAUUGCACUCAGUAAAUUAAACUAUCAAAUUGUUUUCGACCAUUAUUUUCAUGCCAAGGAGCGUUUAAGAGGCAUUGCAGUCGACCACACAGACAAAUCGAUUUGGAUCUGUGGUAAUAACUUGUAUAAUUUAACAGUAACUAAAGAAGAUAGAGAUGUUUGGAGAUUGUAUAUGGAAAAAGGUUUAUUCGAUAUAGCAUCAACUUUUGUACAGGCACCAUAUGCAGAACAGAAACUCGAUAAAAUUUGGCAAACUCAAGCAGAGCAUUACUUUAAAGAGGAACGUUAUGAAUUGGCAGCUACUUUCUUUGGUAAAACUCGUAAAGUCUUUGAAGAGAUCACACUUAAAUUCAUCAAUGCAAAUCAACGUGAUGCAUUAAAAACUUAUCUCCUCCAAAAGCUUAUCAAUCUUAACAGAGGUCAAGAAACACAAAAGACAAUUAUUUGUACAUGGCUCAUCGAAAUAUUUAUUAGCAAGUUAAACACUCUUCGUGAUCCAGUUAAUAAAGAUAAAUACAACAAGGUCAAUUCAGAAUUCCGUCAAUUUUUAGAGAAUUUCAAAGAUACAUUAAUAGUAAUCAAGGAUAUCACAUUCAAUAUUAUUAGUAGUCAUGGUGCAAUCGAUGAACUUUUAUUCUAUGCCAAUCUUAUUGAAGAUUAUGAAAGAGUAGUUAGUUAUCACAUUCAACAUCAACAAUAUGAAAGUGCUCUCAGUAUUUUAGUAACAUUAGAUAAAAAGAAACAUCAACCUCCUCCAACACAACAAAAUCAACAACAACAACAGCAACAACAACAACAACAAUCAAACUCACAAUUAGAAGAAUUAUUUUAUAAAUUUUGUCCAGUAUUAUUCCAUUUUAUUCCAUAUCAAACUUGUGAAGCAUGGAUUCAAACUAAACCAGGUUUCCUCAAUCCAAGAAAGUUAAUUCCAUCACUCAUGAGAUAUGAUCCAACUAAAAACCCACCAGGUCAACCAAAUCAAGCCAUUCGUUAUUUACAAUAUUGCGUUCAAAAACAAAAAGAUAACGAUCGUGCAUUACACAACUACCUUUUAUCAUUGUACGUCAAGCAAGAAGAUGAUCGUCCAUUAUUAGAAUUUUUAAAUGGUUAUGAAGUUUAUUACGAUUUGAAAUACGCUCUUCGUCUCUGUAUGAGAGAGAAAAAACUAAAGGCUUGUGUGUAUAUCUAUGGAGCUAUGGAGCUUUAUGAAGAGGCUGUCGAUUUGGCUUUAUCUGUUGACAUUGAUCUUGCAAAAGAAAAUGCCGACAAGGUUAGAGAUACUGAUGAAGAGUUAUGCAAAAAACUUUGGUUAAGAAUCGCUGAGCAUCAAGUUAAAAAAGAUGGUAAUAUUAAAGAGGCUAUGGAGUUCCUCAAGGCAUGCUCACUUCUUAAAAUUGAAGAUAUUUUACCAUUUUUCCCAAAUUUCACAGUUAUCGACGACUUUAAAGAGGAAAUUUGCAAAUCACUCGAAGAUUAUAAUUCUUACAUCGAUGAAUUAAAAGCAGACAUGGACGAUGCCACUAAAUCAGCACAACAAAUUCGUAAAGAUAUUCAAAAUCUUCGUAAUAAGUAUGGUUACGUUAGAGGCGACCAAAAGUGCGAUAUUUGUUCAUAUCCAGUACUAUCAAAAAGAUUUUAUUUAUUCUCUUGCCAACAUGUAUUCCAUAGCGAUUGUUUAAUUACUCAACUAAAUAAACACCUUCCAUCAUAUCAAAGACAAAGAAUUAGAGAACUCCAAAUGAGUAUCAAUAAUGAACAGCUUAUGGCUCUUUCGAGUGGUAAUUCCCAUAAUCAUUCAAAUCCAGCUAGUGGUUUAAUAAGUAAUAUCUCUUCAAUUUUAGGUAAAGAUUCAAGUUUGAACGAUUCUCAACAAAUUGAAGAUAAAGCAUCGCAAGAAGAUUUGGAUCGUAACGAAUUAGAUAGAAUAAUUGGUAAAGAAUGUUUAUAUUGUGGAGAUAUAAUGAUUAGAUCAAUCGAGCAACCUUUUAUUGGUUCUGAAGAAUUAGAGACAAUCGAGUCUUGGGAAAUUUAAAAAAAUUAAUUAUAAAUAAAAUAUAUAAUUAAAAAAUAAAUAAAU